CAUAGGGAACUUUCCAGAACGCUCGGUGAGAGGCGGAGGAGCAGCGGCUGCCCAAGCUGCGCACAGCUACUCACUCCUUCCCGCUCCUCCACAUCGGCCUCAGCCCGCUCACCGGCUGUAGAAAAUGGUGAAAGAAACCACUUACUAUGAUGUUUUGGGGGUCAAACCCAAUGCCACUCAUGAAGAGUUGAAAAAGGCUUAUAGGAAACUGGCGUUGAAGUACCACCCUGAUAAAAAUCCAAAUGAAGGAGAGAAGUUUAAACAGAUUUCUCAAGCUUACGAAGUACUCUCUGAUGCAAAGAAAAGGGAACUAUAUGACAAAGGAGGAGAACAGACAAUUAAAGAGGGUGGAGCUGGUGGCGGUUUUGGCUCCCCCAUGGACAUCUUUGAUAUGUUUUUUGGAGGAGGAGGAAGGAUGCAAAGAGAAAGGAGAGGUAACAAUGUUGUACAUCAGCUGUCAGUAACCUUAGAAGAUUUAUAUAAUGGUGCAACAAGAAAACUGGCUCUGCAAAAGAAUGUGAUUUGUGACAAAUGUGAAGGCCGAGGUGGUAAGAAAGGAGCAGUAGAGUGCUGCCCCAAUUGCCAAGGUACUGGAAUGCAAAUAAGAAUUCAUCAGAUAGGCCCUGGAAUGGUUCAGCAAAUUCAGUCUGUGUGCAUGGAGUGCCAGGGCCAUGGGGAACGGAUCAGUCCUAAAGAUAGAUGUAAAAGCUGCAAUGGAAGGAAGAUAGUUCGAGAAAAGAAGAUUCUAGAAGUUCAUAUUGACAAAGGUAUGAAAGAUGGCCAGAAGAUAACAUUCCAUGGUGAAGGAGACCAAGAACCAGGACUAGAGCCAGGAGAUAUUAUCAUUGUGUUAGAUCAGAAGGACCAUGCUGUUUUUACUCGACGAGAAGACCUUUUUAUGUGUAUGGACAUACAGCUGGUUGAAGCAUUAUGUGGCUUCCAAAAGCCAAUAUCUACUCUUGACAACCGAACCAUAGUCAUCACCUCUCAUCCAGGUCAAAUUGUCAAGCAUGGAGAUAUCAAGUGUGUGCUAAAUGAAGGCAUGCCAAUUUAUCGUAGACCAUAUGAAAAGGGUCGCCUAAUCAUCGAAUUUAAGGUAAAUUUCCCUGAAAACGGCUUUCUUUCUCCUGAUAAACUGUCUCUGCUGGAAAAACUCUUACCCGAGAGGAAGGAAGUAGAAGAGACUGAUGAAAUGGAUCAAGUAGAACUGGUGGACUUUGAUCCAAAUCAAGAAAGACGGCACCAUUACAAUGGAGAAGCAUAUGAGGAUGAUGAACAUCAUCCCAGAGGUGGUGUUCAGUGUCAAACCUCUUAAUGAGGCCAGUUAAUGAUACUUCACUGCUGGCAUUUCAUGUGCAGUAGUGAAUGAGUGAAAGACUCUAAUCGUAAUAUGCUCACUACUUGCUAUUGUUUUUCUUUUAAUAUUCAACUAUAGUAGUGUUUUAAAAGUUAAAUGAAUAAAUGCAAAUAUAAAAGAUCUGACUUUGCCCUGUAUGUACGAUGACUUCAGUGUGCAAGGUGAAAUUUAAUACCUGUAAAAAUUACUUUAAAAAAAAGUUCCCUUAGCGUUUGUUAGGCUAAACCUUGUAAUUGAUUUGAGCUAUGUAUGUGGACAAGCUUAGACUGAAAUGCUAGGUGUAUGUAUUGGCUUCAUGUAUGACCCUUCAUUGUUAAGCUAUGAAAUUAAAACUCUGUAUUUAACUGGCAAUCAGAAAAAGAAAACUUAAAUUUGUA
Molecule: messenger RNA, 1734 nt
Organism: Lemur catta (Ring-tailed lemur)
Lineage: Eukaryota; Metazoa; Chordata; Mammalia; Primates; Lemuridae
Product: dnaJ homolog subfamily A member 1-like
Exons: 1
Coding region: 125-1315 (396 amino acids)
Biological process (GO): response to heat; protein refolding
Cellular component (GO): cytoplasm; cytosol
Molecular function (GO): ATP binding; Hsp70 protein binding
Source: RefSeq, a predicted model, not a curated record